AUUCUUUUUCGAUUUGAGUCGACUCUAAAGGUUAUGUAUGUGAAUAUGUCAAAGUCAUAUGUACUUUAUUGUUAUUUUGUGUUCGAAUUUGGUGUACUACAUAUAUGUCAUGGGGUUCCAGGGGAAUGUCCUGAUGUAGCGUUCUACUAAUACAAGAAUUAUAUGUUGCUGACAAAUGUGGGCCCCUUCAUUAAUUUUCUUUUUCUUGGUGCACAUAGUUACGUCAGCAAAUAUGGAAACAAAUUGUUCAGUUCUCAAGGAAAUGUUUGCGAAUUCUACAUCAAAUUUUAUUGCUUGUUCAAUUAAUAGUUCACAGCCGAUAACUAUAUGUCAAGACUGCGUGCAAUUAUAUCUAAGUGUAAGUGAAAGCUACAAAAAUAUGACACAGCUUACAGAUAGUAAUCACACACACUGUAUCGAUUAUUUUAUUAAUUUAGACCGUUUACAAAUUGUUGAAAAUUUAUAUAGCAAUACCUACAACUUAUGGAGUGAUGCAAAAUGUGAUGAAUGCUUUCAAUUUGUUAAUGGAACUCUGACUCCUAAUAAAUCAGACGAAGCUCGAACAUUCCAGACAUACUAUUCAGAUUUUAUGCAUUGUGUGGACACACAUGAUAAUAAUGACACUAUUCUUUGUCCUAAAUGUAUAAAAGAUUACAUAAAAAUGAAUGAUUAUUUCAGUAGUUUUAGUAAUGAAAAUGAAAAAAUUGGGACAUGCAUGGAUAUUGUGGACUUGAUGAAUAAAACAAGAUCGUUUUGGAGUGAUAAAUGCUGUAAAUAUCGCAGACAUAAUGAGUAUGUUUUUAUGGCUUCUACAGUGACUGUUUUGAUAGUUACCCUUUGUUUCUACGUGAUAGCACAGUUUUGUUCAGUGAAAAAAGCUCCCACAAUUUUGCAACAGCGACGAUUUGCAGAGUCUUUCAACCAAACAAGUUAUUCAGAUGACCAGUAAUGAAAUGAACAGAAUGAAGCAAAACGCUACAUCGUGAUAUAUAUAUUUACAAACUUAUUUUUGCCAUAAUUUCAAAACUUUUCAUAUAUUAAACUUUUUUUAAAAUUCA
Messenger RNA from Zophobas morio, 1058 nucleotides. RefSeq names its product osteopetrosis-associated transmembrane protein 1. Lineage: Eukaryota; Metazoa; Arthropoda; Insecta; Coleoptera; Tenebrionidae. The transcript has 7 exons. The record is from RefSeq and is a predicted model, not a curated record. Bases 176 to 949 code for a protein of 257 amino acids. Gene Ontology annotation, cellular component: cytosol.